Molecule: messenger RNA, 1405 nt
Organism: Penicillium samsonianum
Lineage: Eukaryota; Fungi; Ascomycota; Eurotiomycetes; Eurotiales; Aspergillaceae
Exons: 7
Coding region: 23-1405 (460 amino acids)
Biological process (GO): transmembrane transport
Molecular function (GO): transmembrane transporter activity
Source: RefSeq, a predicted model, not a curated record
AAAUCGGUGUAUACCGUUGAUCAUGGUGGACGAACAGACAGCUUUGAUCGGGGUUGAUACUCUUGUACCAACAAGGUCCUGGAAGUUGACCGUUUUCGUUGCCUGCUUGAACCUAUUUGCGAUGAACUUCGUCAACUAUGCCCUUAUUCCUAUCAUCCCUGAUUUGUUGGCUCAAAGCCAUGUCAACCUUGACCACUAUCAGGAAUGGACGACUGUUAUUCUCGGGCUCUGGGCUUUUGUGCGAGCAGUCUCUGGUACCCUCGUUAGUAUUGUUGCGAAUGAUAUACAUAGCAUGAGAAAAUCGACUCUCAUCUCCCUGGGGCUUAUGGCAGUCUCUGCACCCCCUAUGUUUCUUUGUUCUGGCGUUGGCCAGCUAGUUCUUGCACGCGUGUUGCAUGGCGCAGCGUCCGCUGCCAUUACGAUAUCGAGUAUGUUUCUCGUCAGCGUCCAGGUUCCGCGCCAGCAUAACGGAGCAGCCAUGGGUUGGAUCGCCCUGGCUAUGACACUAGGCUGUCUUUUUGGAUCAGGCACCGGCGGCCCGCUGUAUCAGUACGCCGGGGGUGUCGGUAUCGUGGUCACCAGCGAAGUGCUGCUCCUUUCCAGCGUUUAUCUAACGAUCUAUGAGAGCAGACAGUAUAAAAGGAGCGCUGCGACCGUGGGAUAUAGUUCGCAGGAAUUAGCUCUAGCCAGUGCAGACCCUGGAGAAACGAGGGAUAAGCCACUGCUUGGCCUCUUAAGCCAUCGCGUCAACAAAUAUUCUAGUGCAUUUCUCUUCCUCAUCCGACAACGCAGGGUUAUUACCAUGCUGUUCUCCAUGACUAUACCCUGUACUUGCAUGGCAUGCCUUGAAGCUGUACUACCGUCUUUUAUGGAGAAAACCUUUGGGUGGAGCCAGACACAGAUGUCUUUUAUCUGGUUCCUGCAAUCCUUCCCCCAGCUUGCGAGUCCACAGGUCGGCAAAUUGGUGGAUCGACAUGGCACAAGACUUAACUUUUGCAUUGGGUUUAUUGCCACCGCAUCUUCGCUGACUUGUAUGGCUCUUGUCCAACAGGACAGCAUUGUGGAGGUGAGCAUUUUUGGUGCAAUGAUCGUUGUAAUGAGCGUGGGGACGUUGCUUGUCGUCGUUCCGUCAAUGGCAAACAUAUCUACAUCUAUGGAUCUUGCCACCGAACAAGGACAGUCAGAGCCUGGCACAGCAGUCGCUCAGUUCAGUGCUUUGUUGAACCUUGCCAUGACGGUACCGGGUAUGUUGGGCCCUGCAUGGGGCAAUGUCGCCAUGAAGAUUGGGGGUUGGCCCAUGCUCUGUCUUUCUCUGGCAUCUCUCAACGCCGUAGGCUGGCUCACCAUCCCACGCCAAGAAACAAGGAACGACUUCGAAAACAAUGAAAUAUUCAACGAAGCGUAG